AUGCCUCAGUUGUUCCAAGUUUUAAGAUGUUAUAAAUGUUUGGUUUUUCAAAUACACCAAACAAAAAAAUCAAAUAAAUUUCAAUGUAAGAUGUGUGGUGAGAAGCAGUCAAUUAAACGCCAUUAUGGCCUUGGUAGUGGUAAAGAGUGUAGACUUCAUGUUCAAAAAUUAAAUGCAGUUAGAGGGCAAACAGAAGAAGAAAAACUUGCUACAGUAUAUUCAGAAGACGAUAUUGAAGACUGUAUUGAAAAUAAUGAAAUUUUUAAUUCACUUGAACAACAAGGUAAAAGUAAAUGGUCAUCAUUUAUAGAAAAUAAUGAAGAUAAUUCGCAGGAUGUGAAUGAACCUAUGUUCCUAGACAAUAAAGAAGUGGUUUUGGAGAUACCCACAAAAAGAAAGAAAAUCAAAGAUCCUAAAUAUACACGUACUGUACCAAAUGCCACUUUUGAAGAUAAAAGUUAUAUUGAAAUUCAAAAUUAUUACAAACGCAGUGAAAUUAUUGAAAAUACUCCAUCUAUUGAUGAAAUAACUGAAUAUGUUAAAGUUACAGAACCAUGUUCAAAACCUCAUGAAAAACCUAACAACGUAAAUAAAAAUUUAGUCCAUCAUGAACCUAAAGUUCGAGCUCCUGUUCAAAAGUCCUCAAAAUGGGCUCAGUUUGUUGAACCUGAAAAUGACUUAGAACAUAUUAAUGCAUCUCAAGAAAUAAAUAUCAACCCCUCAUAUGGUGGUAAAAACCUUUUUGAAUUAUGUGAUGAUACUGACAUUGACACAAUAUUGAACAUUUAA
Molecule: messenger RNA, 789 nt
Organism: Parnassius apollo (apollo)
Lineage: Eukaryota; Metazoa; Arthropoda; Insecta; Lepidoptera; Papilionidae
Source: the annotation of a GenBank genome assembly